Molecule: messenger RNA, 5814 nt
Organism: Chionomys nivalis (European snow vole)
Lineage: Eukaryota; Metazoa; Chordata; Mammalia; Rodentia; Cricetidae
Gene: Malsu1
Product: mitochondrial assembly of ribosomal large subunit 1
Exons: 4
Coding region: 23-709 (228 amino acids)
Biological process (GO): negative regulation of ribosome biogenesis; negative regulation of translation
Cellular component (GO): mitochondrion
Molecular function (GO): ribosomal large subunit binding
Source: RefSeq, a predicted model, not a curated record
CAGAGAAGUCGCCGCGACAGCCAUGGGUCUCGGCUGGUCGCCUGCGCGGCGGUUGUGGCCGCUGUUGUGGCGCACGGUGGUCUCGCAGAGAGCGGGCCCCGCGGUGUCUUCGGUUCCCCGGCUUCCUCGGCUGGCAGAGCGAUGGCUUUCGGCGGGGCCGGCGGCCUGCCCGACCCCGAGCCCAGCGCGCGGCCUGCACCAUGGACCUCAGCCGCAGGAGCGGCCCGAUGGCGAGGCUCGGCCGCAGCCGGGAGCCGCAGAUCACAUUGGCUCCAAGUUUGACAUCGAUAUGCUGGUUUCACUUCUGAGGCAAGAAAAUGCAAGAGACAUUUGUGUGAUCAAGGUUCCUCCAGAAAUGAAAUACACGGACUACUUUGUAAUCGGUAGUGGGACUUCCAGCCGGCACUUACAUGCUAUGGCCUACUACAUUGUGAAGAUGUAUAAACACCUGAAAUGUAGAAGUGACCCUUAUGUCAAAAUUGAAGGGAAGGACACUGAUGACUGGCUGUGUGUGGAUUUUGGCAGUAUGGUGAUCCAUUUGAUGCUUCCAGAAACCAGAGAGACCUAUGAAUUAGAGAAAUUAUGGACUCUGCGUUCUUUUGACGACCAGUUAGCUCAGAUGGAAGCUGAGACUUUACCUGAAGACUUCAUUCUUGGACUAGAAGAUGACGCCUCAUCCCUGACUCCAGUGGAGUUCAAAUGUGAAUAAAAGCAAUGCCUUUCGUCCCUUAGACGUGAGCCAUCUGCAAGUGCAGGUCCUGCCCCGUCUGCUCGGCCACUCUGUUAUGUCUACUCUUGGACACUCAUGCUGAUGGCAGCUGUGCAGAGACUAGAGAUAGAUUAGCUCACAGACCAAGAACCAGGAAUUCAGUCCCAGUUCUUCAGCAUACUGCCUUUACUUUUGAGAUCAUAUCAGAAUUACUAGCACUGAUCCCCAAUAUUAACUCAAGUUCUCUGCUCAGAUUAUUAAAUUUGUUUAAAUGUCAGUCUUAUAUACUGUGGAAUGGCCAGAGCUUGAAAAGAGUAUCUGUAUAACCCUUCCAGAACACUAAGUAGAAUAUUUAGAUUAGGAAAAAUUAUGCAAAUCUUUUGUUAUUAGUUCACAUUAAAUAGGAUAAUCUAAGUUCAUCUUAAUGUACCAGAGCUGAAAAAAACAAGAACACAAAAAAAAAAAACCAAAAAAACAACUUACCGGUAGGUUAUUGCCUAGUGUAAGAUGCAUAUUGUGGGAACAAAUUCAGGAACACUCAACUGAAAAGACUACAAAAUGCUGUGGCUUAUGAUGAAAACUUUAUUCUGCAUCAAAGUACCUGGAAAACGAAGCUGCAUCUGGGGCACAUUAUAGAUGAGGAAUGAUUCAUAUAUGGCGAAUACAAAACUCAAUUAUAGAUUCCUCUAGCACCAGGUACUCCAGACUACCAAUGCCUAAGUGAAAGUGAAGCAUGGUUUGCCGCACUGAAAGGCUAGACGUGAGACAUGGCAGAAGUGAGACAGACCAGCAGAUAUAAAUGGAGCACCUGUGAGUUAAAAAAACAAACACUGGAAAAACUAAAUAUUGAGGAAGAGUUCUGGCCUUAAACACAUCUCCCUGAAAUCCAAGCAGGGGAACAGGUCACAUUUUUUUAAAGCAGUUUAAAUCCAUUGUAUGAAAAAAAUAUGAAUUCAAUUGUAAAAGGGGCAUUUUUUGGUUAAAACUACAAAAUAAGCUGGUUUUAUGAAAAUGUUGGACAUUUCAACUCAUUUUCAUAAUGUCUAAAUAAGUUCAGAGAAACUGGAAAGCAUGUAGAUGUUAAUCUAAAAUACAAAUGAGGCAAAAUGAUUUUUUUGAAGGGUUACGUAAUGCCCCAAGGCCAGUGUGGUAUGGCUGUAACCACCUUAUGAGCAAAGUAACAAGUAUUCAGAGCAAGCAGCAUGGCCUUGAGGACCGCCCACAAGUCUCCGCACAAGUGAGGGGAAGGGCAAAGGCUUGCUUCAACAGCCGGGUGUUUCGGCAGUCCUUUUCCCAAAACCGUUUGCUGCCAGGUGAGCCGGGCAAACAGACCCUGCCGCAUCCUGUGUAAUAGUUUCGGUGGACUUCCUUCCAAAUAGUCUAGGCCCACAACAGCGCCAGGCACAAGGAGAUUGCUUUCUGUCGCCUUCACCAUCAGGCCUCUGACUCCCCUGGUCUCCACAAAGCCAUUCUUUAGGUGUCUGCUCACAGUAUCGCUUGAUCUCAAGUGUGUUCGCAAGCUGAUUGUGUUUAAAUUCUGCACUUCUGCAGUGAUAUGCUUCAUCGGUAGCACAGUGACAAAGCACUUAGGCAUUCACGCACAUAGCCAAACAAACCAAGUCUUCUGAAGCUCUUUACACUAGCUGUCCCGAAACCCGCCACCGCUCUGCUCUGAGUGCCAUCGACCCUCCCAACUACAAACAAGGGAUACAUGAUACCGCUGCUCUCUGAGAGUAGGCACUGCUCCUUCUCUUUCCAACUACUGUCAAAAGGCUCAAAAAAUGCAAAAUUAAUUUUCCACCUUUAUUGUCAUCAGCCAGACGUAAAAUUCCUUUCUCAAUUAUUUGCCUAUCACCUGAUAACUGUUAAAUUUUUAUUUUUUUUUUUUAAAAAAUGGUUGGAGUUUCUUUAUAAAGCAUAUAAAAUUUUCAAAAAAGGAAUAAUUUUGCUUUUAACUGCAUUACUGAAUACCUGAGGUAGUUGAGUAAAAAUGCACGUCUAAUACCCCGCAAGAGCGGUCGGCACUUCCCUUCGGUUAUCCACGUUAGUGUUAGAGAAACAGGAAAUACUUCUACUCUAGUGGCUUAACAGCAUGUUCCUGUGGUAAUUCUACUGCGGUCCAAUUUCAACAAUUGGACUUAGGAACGAUCUAUUUUUUUCUAAUUUAUUUGAUGAAUUUAAUGAAUGUACCAUUUAUACCAAUUUCUGGCAUUAUGGAGGAUGUUAAAAUUAGCACAUCUGUUAUACUUUGAUAUCACAAGGGAAGUGCGGAGUUCUUUCCCUAUCCCCACCUUUUUUUUCCUUUUUUUUUUUUAAAGCUGGGUGUCAUAUAUUUCAGAGAGCAUAAAAUUUACAUUCUCACAGAGACAGGAGUUCAAGUUGCCUGGUCCUCAGAAACAACGGGCUAGGGAAAUACUCGUGCAUGUGAUUCUGGAUGGGUCAGACCCGUCUGUUGGUUAAGCAAAUCUGUCUUUGGUUUGACAUCUGCCUCUGUGGUGGCUGUCUCCUGAGCCCUUACUUCCGCCUUGAUUGAGGGGGUCCACUCUGUAGAGCCUUUUGCUGCUGCUGCUGCUUCACCUGGUUCAGAAUUUCCUGAAUUUUCCUCUGGGCAACCUACAAAGAGACAGAUGUCAUAGAACCUGCGGAGUCCAGGGUUACUCUAGUUCAAAGCAUCAAGUUGAAAUACUUACCAGUAUGCUGGCUGAAAGGACAACUAGAUAGCCAAGCACAGCCAGGCACUAGGGUGCAUGGGGCAGAAGCUGAGGUGUGGGGGCCUCUGAAGCCUAGGAGUCCAAAGCUACACGGGUAACUUUGGCACCCCCACCCAAUAUCUUGAACCCUAAACACCCAAGAGGUCCACAUACAUACAUGUGUGUGUGUGUGUGUGUGUGUGUGUGUGUGUGUGUGUGUGUGUGUGUGUGUAUAUGGAAUGGGAGCCCCUAUGACAGCUUAAGAACCUGCCAUUUUAGAAGCAACUUGCCUGGCAAGCAUAGAAAUGGCCAGUUAUUUUGACAACAACUUGGUUAUUCUCGUCAGGUGUCUGGUCACGGGGGACAACAACUUCAGCACUUGAUAAAUUCUGGAGUUCAUUCACCUAAAACAGAUAAAAAUCACAUUACUAAGCAUUCAAAGCCUAUUUCCAAGCAAUUAAUUUUUGCCAACUACAGAGUUCAUUUCAUCCCUAACAGUUCUCUAAGCUGCAGCUCCCACUUUUUUUUUUUUUUUUUGGUUCUUCGAGACAGGGUUUCUCUGUAGCUUUGGAGCCUGUCAUGGAACUAGCUCUUGUAGACCAGGCUGGUCUCGAACUCACAGAGAUCCGCCUGCCUCUGCCUCCCAAGUGCUGGGAUUAAAGGCGUGCGCUACCACCGCCCGGCUGUUCUGUUACUUCAAAGGUAGAAAUCUGGAAAUAACUUCAUUGAGAAUGACUGCAAACUACUUUUUGCAGUGUGAGAUCUGUAAAACUUCAGCUGUCUCCUUUGGUUUAUAGAAAAAAAAAGUCCAGGUUAUAUGUGUCAGAUAAUGCUGGAUGCCCCUUACAAGUCCCUGGUCUGAAAUAUGCAGAAGUCUCACUAGCAGGCUCCAAUCACAAGGGAGCUUCUCCAAACCCUGGCCAACAUGGCUCUGCUUUGUAUAAAGUAGCCUAAGCUCCAGGGAGCAGCUUGGUCCCUGCAGCUCCUCCUGCAUGGUGCAGCUCCUCCUGCAUGGUGCAGCUCCUCCUGCAUGGUGCAGCUCCUCCUGCAUGGUGCAGCUCCUGCGGAGGUACUUGCCGUUUUGCCUCCUUUCCCAAUAACUCUGCCAGCAGCAAAGGAGGGCACUCUGAUGUGAGCUUCAAGUUUCACCUCUUCUUUAGGACUAACGAAGUUUUCUUCUUUAAUUUUUCCGUAAAUUCUUCCCUGAGCCUACAGAUGACAAUACAGUCUAUCAGUGUCAUUCAUACUUGAAAGAAAAGGCCAGUUAACUUUGAAGACAGCCUAAAUGAGCCUGGAAUAUACACCAUUGCAGCGGUACAUCUGGGAUGAAGACUGACAACAGUGUAAGAGACAGCAGUGAGGAGCCCCAGAGAGGGUUGACAGUAUCUGUGCUUCCCAGGCAAGGCAAAUGAGUUACUGACAGGAGGAGGAUGCACCAGGGAGCAAAGUACAAUGAUGCCUUUGUACCAGUGUCAUCGAGAGACCCACUCUGCACACCAACACAAAGAAUAAGCCAUAUUCUGCUGACAAUAAAGGCAAUUAGUAGUAGGACUAAUUAAAAAUGAUUUUAUGGGAAAUGGCCAUUCCCACUCCUAAAGCCUCUCCUCUGGCAGUAAGAGACAGAUUCCAUUUUUCUUGAGCAAAAGAAACUAGGGAAGAACUACACAGCCAGGGAUGCCAGGCCCAAAAGGAACCAAGCGCUGUCUAAACAGGACAGACACCAGCCAGACAGCUCUCUUAUUCAGGUGACUUCAGCUUUAUGGAGGCUAAAAGACUGGCCACAACAGGUUUGGUAUGUGGUCCCUGCACUUGAGAGGCUGAAGAGGAGAUUGUUGCAAUCUGAGGCCAGCCUGGGCUGGAGUGAGAGCCUAUCUUCCUCUUCCUCCCUUCCCCCUAAAAAGGCUGCAGAAAUCAAGUUAAUGGACAUUUCUGGUACUUCACUAACAUGCCCUGUGUACAACUAGAUGCUGUAUGUAAGGAACCUCUUGUGUAACCGUUAAUUUGUUUUCAUACAUUUCAAAGGAGAAAGAAGUCAAAGUUGUGAAGUUAGGCCAAGUUCAUAAGAUAAACCAUAACAGCCCAAAUAGUCAUGUGUUCAUGGAUAUGGGGAUGCUAAGCUCACUUGAGGGGAUUAGAGAAAAGACAAAAUUCACCUCCAUUCUCCAUUUCAUUCUUUUUUUUUUUUUUAAAUUUUUGGGGCUGGAGAGAUAGCUCAGCAGUUAAGGGAACUGGGUGCUCUUCCAGAGGACUCAGGUUCAAUUCCCAGCACCCACAUGAUAACUAACAACCUCUGUAACUACAGUUCCAGGGAUCUGAUGCCCUUUCCUGGUCUCUAUGGACAUGUACCUGAUACACAGACAUACUUGCAGGCAAACACCUGCAUACAUAAAAUGAAUAAAAUCUAUAAAAAAUUUA